AUGUCAUUAGCAGGAGCAUUGAGAUCGGCAACAACUUCAACAAUUAAACAAGCUGUUAACAAUUCAACAACAAAAGUAAGACCUAGAAUUCAAAAAAAAGCAGCAUUGACAAUCACGCCUUCAGCUGUAAAGAGACUACGUCAACUUGUCGAGGGUCCAGAUCCAAAAUUGAUCAGAGUAGCUGUAAAAAACAAAGGUUGCGCAGGAUUGUCUUAUGACUUGGAGCUCACCAAAGAAAAAGGAAAAUUUGAUGAAGUGGUAACUCAAGAGGAAAUGGAUUAUGUCGAGGACAAAUUAUCUUCUAAAUUUGUUUUUAAUAAUCCAAAUGUUAAAGAAAGUUGUGGAUGUGGUGAAAGUUUUUUGAUAUGA
Entrophospora sp. SA101 is the source of this 369-nucleotide messenger RNA. Lineage: Eukaryota; Fungi; Glomeromycota; Glomeromycetes; Entrophosporales; Entrophosporaceae. The record is from the annotation of a GenBank genome assembly.